This is a messenger RNA of Anthostomella pinea, 1626 nucleotides long. The record is from the annotation of a GenBank genome assembly. NCBI's taxonomy places the organism in Eukaryota, Fungi, Ascomycota, Sordariomycetes, Xylariales, Xylariaceae.
AUGGCUGUUUACACGCUGAUUCUGGGGCUGUUGGCGCCUCUGGUGAUACUUGGGGUCAUUCGUCUCAUUCGCCCCUCAGCGCAGGCCAUCAACUUUCCGCCAGGCCCGCCGUCUGUCCCACUGCUGGGUAAUCUGCAUCAAGUACCUCCCAAGAAAUCAUUCCUCGAGCUUGCAGAACUGAACCGUACAUAUGGCUCUCGUGGGCUUAUGGGCCUUCGGCUUGGUCCAAGUGCCAACGUCGUGGUCCUCAGCAGCUGGAAGGCCGUACGUGACCUGGUCGACCAGCGCGGUGCGAUAUACUCGUCCCGCCCGUAUGUACCUCUGGUCGAGUAUGUUGUCCCUCCCCCGGGAGACAUCCACCUCGUGUUCACGCCUUAUGGGCCAAAGUGGCGCAAGGGGCGCAAGACGGUCACCGACUUCCUGAAAGACAGCGAGGUCGACAAGCUGCUCCCGAUACAGGAUGCCGAAUCGUCUCAGCUCAUGUUCGAGUUACUACAAGACCCAAAGCGCUAUUAUGACCACAUACCGAGAUGCUUCGGUGCUGUCAUAACGGCGUCCGUAUUCGGCACGCGGGGGAUGGACUACAGCGACACAGCCAUCGUCAAACGUUUCUUCGACGUACAGGGCGAGUGGGCAGGCAUGCUCGGAGACGGUUCAUUUCCACCCUUUGAUGUCUUUCCAUUCCUUCGAUAUGUCCCGGAUGUCCUUCUUACGCCUUGGCGAGGGUGGAGAAAGCGAGCAGAGUCCUUGAAGCAACGACAGAACGGACUGUAUCGUGAGCUCCUGUCCGGAGUUCGAGAACGAGUGGCGAAGGGGCAGAGCCAGCAUUGCUUCCUCGCAGGGCUGUUACAGCACAGAGAGAAAGAUGGCUACAGUGACGUGGAGCUGGAGUACAUCGGUGGUCUUCUGAUGGAAGGGGGUUCCGAUACGACGGCGGCUGUCUUUGAAACGUUCGUACUGGCCAUGGCGGCUUUCCCGCAGCUGCAGAAAAGGGCGCAGAAAGAGGCAGACGCAUUCUUCGGGCACGACAAGAUGUCUAGUGAUGAGAAGCCAAGCUCGGAAAACCUGCCGUUCCUGAAAGCGUGCUUCCUUGAAAGUCUACGAUGGAGGCCCAGCUUCCCGAUGAAUAUUCCGCAUGCCACCUCACAAGACGACACGUACGAAGGCUUCUUCAUCCCGGCAGGCACAACGGUUCUUAUGAACAUCUGGGCUAUUCACCACGACCCUGACGAAUAUGAGGACGCAGACAGCUUUGACCCCUCACGGUUUCUCAAACACCCACUUGGGCUCAGGGCCAACGUCGACGAAGAGGCCAAGAUGCCCGAGACGAGAGGCUUACGCCGGCCGAGUUACGGGUUCGGUGCGGGGAGACGGGUGUGCCCGGGUCAACGCAUGGCGGAGAACAGCUUGCUCAUGGCCAUGGUGAAGCUCCUGUGGUCGUUCGAUAUCGUGGCACUUCCGGGACCUGGACAGCUGGACACGAGCGUGUUGAGUGGUUUCAGAGACGCCAUCCUCACAGGUCCAAAGCACUUUGGUGUCGACUAUGUGGUCAGGAGCGAAGCGAAGAAGAAGGCUAUCGCGCAAGAAUGGGCAAGGGCAGACGGGUUUCUGAAGCAGUAUGAGUAA